AAUAGGAAAGAGCCUAGAGUGCUUGAGCUGCAGGAACUGGGUCCAGCCCUCGAGGGACCUGUGCCCUGACCCUCCCCAGUGGCCUUCUUUGUAUCAGCUGUUUCUGCUGCUGCAGUAGAUACUUUCAGGUGCAACUUCCUGCAAGGUGGGGCACCCAUCUCAGGCAGGUUUUGUGCACCCCACUGACUACCCCACAGGGCCCUCGCUGCCGGUGGCCUCAGGAUGAAAGCGGAGACUCCUGUGAACAGCACAAUGAGUACUGAGCAAGCCCGCAAGAUGGUGGAACAGCUUAAGAGUGAAGCCACCUUGUGCCGGAUAAAGGUGUUCAAGGCAGCAGCAGACUUGAUGGCUUACUGUGAUGCCCACUCCUGCGAGGAUCCCCUCAUCACCCCUGUGCCCACUUUGGAGAACCUCUUCUGGGAGAAGAAGUUCUUCUGUGCCCUCCUUUGAAUUGCUCUGUCCCUCCCCACAAGCUCUUCACCUUUUCCUCUCCUAGGCCCUUCCUUAGGUCAGUAAUUGUCGUGAGCCCCCGAGGGUCCCUGCGUCCCAUCCCUAGCCCUUGUCCAACCCUGUGAGGUAUUCUGAAGCUCUCUGCCACCUAUCUGUCGACCCCAUUUUGUCGCCCACUGCAGCUGAGCUCAAGUGACCCCUGCCUGGGGGAGGCCCCUUUAGCUCCAUCCCCAGAAGGGCCGUCAGACUCUGCCAGCAUCCUGCUGGCUUCUCUCUGUGACUGGUCAGACAAUGGAGAGAGGGAUAGCCCGGGUCAGUGCUCUCAGUCUCACCUGGAGCUAUGAGAAGGGUAAAACCAUUUAAAGAAUAAAGUCAUCCAGACUCUCAAAAAAAAAAAAAAAAAAAAAAAAAGGAAACAACCUAGAAGCCAUAAAAGACCAAUGAAUUCUACAUUAUAUGCAGAUAUUUGUAAAAUGUGCACAGAAAACCAAUCAUCAUUAAGUCAAAGAACAAAUACCAAAGUUGGAAAAAUAUUUGCAACUAAUAUCACAGACAAAAGAUCUAGUUUCCCACAUAUGUAAAGAGCUGUUGCAAGUCAAUAAGAAAAAGAUAAAAAGAU
Felis catus (domestic cat) is the source of this 1069-nucleotide messenger RNA. Its product is annotated as guanine nucleotide-binding protein G(I)/G(S)/G(O) subunit gamma-3-like. NCBI's taxonomy places the organism in Eukaryota, Metazoa, Chordata, Mammalia, Carnivora, Felidae. The record is from RefSeq and is a predicted model, not a curated record. Gene Ontology annotation, biological process: G protein-coupled receptor signaling pathway. Bases 223 to 450 code for a protein of 75 amino acids. Gene Ontology annotation, cellular component: heterotrimeric G-protein complex. Gene Ontology annotation, molecular function: G-protein beta-subunit binding. The transcript has a single exon.